Molecule: messenger RNA, 5507 nt
Organism: Limulus polyphemus (Atlantic horseshoe crab)
Lineage: Eukaryota; Metazoa; Arthropoda; Merostomata; Xiphosura; Limulidae
Product: synaptotagmin-15-like
Exons: 8
Coding region: 316-1704 (462 amino acids)
Biological process (GO): calcium-ion regulated exocytosis; cellular response to calcium ion; regulation of dopamine secretion
Molecular function (GO): syntaxin binding; calcium-dependent phospholipid binding; calcium ion binding
Source: RefSeq, a predicted model, not a curated record
CUCCGGACUGUUUCAGGGCAUAGCUGCAGGUGUCGAUAGAGUCAAAGAAUCUAUACAAUCACAGAAAUGUAUACGUAACAUUACCAAAUCGAUAUAGAGGUCUUUCCGGCACCUCGCGUUUUCUCUCACUUAUAUUUUAAAAGGUUUAAUUCGCGUAACGCCUUGAGAGAAGACGUUUGAAGCGUCAGCUUGGCCAAUUCGUUUAUAUUCUGCUGAUUUUGUUACUCUGUAAUGUCAGGUUUAGCGCAGGCGCGACAGGUACACAACAGGUGGUAGGCAGGCUGGUCACACACGAGGUAAAAAUUAUAGCUGACAAUGCGACUGGAGGAGCCAAACGUCCAAGAGACAUCGCAUGAACAAGCGGGGCAGUUACCCCUGCAAGAUAUGAACGUAACUGGCCACUAUCCAGUAAAGACGGCUUCAGGCAAUGAAACUUUAUACAUAUGGUUUAUUGUUGGUGGCUCUGUUGGCAUCGCUUUGGCUCUUGUCUCCAUCAUUACUGCAUGGGUGUAUUUUAGGCAGAAAUCGAGGAAGCACAGGAGGUCACCUGAAGCGCCCCCUCUUUCAGUCCAGGAAAUAUGUCAUCACAAAAUUCCUCCACCAAAUUUCACAUCAUCUGGAUCUGAAGAAAACAGCGAUCACGAUCGUAUUUGGAACAUAAGACCGAGUUCUCGCCUCUUCCAGUCAGCUUCUAUCGACGUACCGACUAACUUCCGAACAUCGUCCGAAUGCAUUCAGCCCAAAGCAAAGUUGUCUCGAUGGAAUACCGUAGGAACAACACAUUACCAGGCAACCAUAAUCGGAACAGUUCAACCAGAUCUUUACAGAAAUUCAGAGGACGACGAACCUAUGGAACCUCCGUUCCCUAAUGGUCGAAUCUGGUUCUCUUUACUCUAUCAUGAAGAAGAACAGGAAUUGGAAGUGAACCUCGUUAAGGCCAAGUACUUGCCUGGUAGGGGCUUGAGCCAGACACCGAGGGAUCCUUUUGUUAAGCUUUUUUUGCUACCUGAUGAAGAGAAUUUUCAACAGUCCAAAGUCCGAAGACGGACUCUGAGUCCAAAGUUCCAUGAAGCCUUCAAAUUCCCGAUAAAGAAGGAACAAGUUUCUGAAAAGACUUUACGCCUAUCCGUCUAUGACGUCGAUAAGAGAAAAGUUCGGCAUUCUUUAGGUCACGUGCACGUUCCAUUAGGAAAGCUUGACCUCCAAAGUAACGAAAUUAUUUGGAGAGAUCUAGAUCAUUCUUUUCAGAACUCCAAUUCGCUGGGUGAGAUCCAAGUUAACUUGUCCUGUAGUCCUUUGAACAGUAGGAUCAAAGUAGGACUUGAAAGAAUUCGAAACAUCAGUGGAAUCGAGAGCGGAGAGGCUGGAGUGUUUGUGAAGGUACAAUUGUUUCAUGGACGCAAAUUGAUGAAGACAAAACGGACAACACUCUACCACACAACUAGUCACAAUGGGGAGAUACUGGUUAAUGAACAUUUCAACUUUGCUGUGUCCGGCCGGUACUUUGAUUCCUGUAGUUUCGUUUUGACGGUGUUUUUAGCAGGCCUCUCCCCACUGGUGAAGGACGAGCCCCAUGGAAAAGUUGUCAUUGGACCAUUUAUGUACGCACGAGGAGAGCAGCUUCUUCAUUGGCAAGAAAUGCUAACAAACCCUCGAAACCAGGUUUUGAAGUGGCACAGUCUCGAACCCUUGGUUCUUGAUUAGAGUUUAUGGUAUAUUCAAAGCACUGUCACAAAGUUUAAUUUCAAAUGAAAGUUUAGACUUUUCUUUUCUGUUAAAAAAAAAGUCCCAUAUUUGGGGCUUUUUGUUUUCAAUUGUAUAAUUCAGCCUCUUGUUGAGUUUGGCCUAAUAGAUACAGCUUAAGCUUCGUUCUUAACUCAAUUUCGAAGGAAAUAUUUGCCGUGUUCUACUUUUCUGAUGUCAUAUCUAAUAUCCUCUUCAAUUACGAUCUCAGAAAUAGAUGCAUAUACACACACACACAUAUAUUUGAUUCAGUCACAGAAUCUAUUAAAAAACUACAGUUAUAUUAUUUAUACUAUAUGAUUAUCAUAUUGCGUAUGCUACAGUUUAAGUACACCAAUCAAUCCUGAAACUUCAUUACACUCUAGAUACACAAUUUGCAGAAGUUGUGUACUUUGUUAUGGUUGCGCUAAGUCCCGAGCAGAGCACAAGAAAAUGGCAUUAUGUUCUGUUUGCAGGUGUUGCCAUCUGAUGAAUGCGGUGGAAACUAUUUGAUUAACAAAUAUAUUUUAUGGGGAAAAAAAAGUAAUAGUACAUAUACUUUUUGUUCGUUUAUCCCACAUAAUAUAUCCAGAAAUAUAAUUUCCCUAAUUUUAUUAACAGACUUUAACUUGAUUCUGUUCAUAAUAUGUGAAAGUUUACCCCUAACAUUAUGAAACUUGUGUUAAUAACUCGUUGAUUUGCUUUAUUUUAUUUUUAAAAGCUCAGUAAUUAUACAUAUAUAGGUGGCCACGAAUUUGAAUAAUCUGGAAAAUGCUAGGAAAUUUGAAAGGACAGGGUAAAAAAAAGGUAGGGGGAUUUAUAAAUGAUCCCCAAAUCAAGCAAGUGAAAAAAAAAAAGAUGCCCCCUCCAUAUUUUAUUUUUAUCUUAGAACCUACACGCGCACACAAACUGCGCUGUUUGGCGAUGCCAGUUAUUCGUAUGUUUUGGUCAGUCACACUAUGUCAUUUUAUGUGGUGAUCAUUCUGUAAUUCAUUACAUUUGUUGAUAAGUUAUGUCAAAUGUUAUUCUAUAAAUAAAAAUAUAAUGUUUUGUUGUCUACCAUUAAGAUUUAAUGUUCGUCGUUCAUGAUAUUUUCUCGUAAUACCGUAGCUUGAAGUAAAUGUGUUCUGAAAAUUUUAUUACCCUUUAUAACAACAUUACAAACUAAGUAGAUAGAACUAUGAGAAAAGUUUAAAUAUUAGCACGUAGUAUGCGUACGUGUGUAGAUCUAUAAAAUAUGAAAUCUUGCCUGGGGGUUAGGCGUGGUCUUAGUGCCAAGUGUGUUCGGACAGUGAAUCUAAGGAUUCAUGGUUUACUGUCAUUUGCUACAAAUACGCUCUUUUGGUCUAUGAGUGCGGUCAAAUCCCAUUAAUUGACUAGAGAUAGAAGUAGCUCAAGAGUUGGUGGUGAGUGUUGUUGAAUUACUGCCUUCCCUCCAGUCUAUCAGUUAAAAAUUAUGUACUGUAGAAGUGAGUGUUGUUGAAUUACUGCCUUCCCUCCAGUCUAUCAGUCAAAAAUUAUGUACUAUAGAAGUGAGUGUUGUUGAAUUACUGCCUUCCCUCCAGUCUAUCAGUUAAAAAUUAUGUACUGUAGAAUUUUGAGUUGUUAGAAAGUGAUUUACUGGGAACUACCAAGGGGUUAACCCUUUAUCUCAGGUGGUAGAGGUGUGACAAGUUGCGGGUUUAAAUAUGAAGCAACGGAACAAAUAUACGACUGAAAAAAAAACAAUUACAUAGGACAACUUUGCAUUUCAAAUCAUAUGAUGAAAGAGAUUGUUUUUGUAGGUGAACAAACCCAAGUGAUUUUUACAAAGAACUAUUCCUUCACAAGCGAGUUAACUUUGCUUAUAAGUAAAGUAUUCUGUGAUAAUUUUUACAUUCAACUGAUUUUCAUAAAAAAUUAUAGCUGCUAUUAUGUUUGAAAACUGAGAGCAAAAACACACAAAAUAUUGAAUUAGUUUCCAGCUACAUAAUUAAGAGGUUUUAAUUAAACAUUUUGGUUUCUUUGUUGAGGACUUUAUCAAGUUUUCAGCUCUCAUUAUAAUUAUUUGAUUAAUUGACAACUGAUUCGACAUUAUUUUCAUUAAAGAAUAAAUAACUGUUCAAAUUAAUUCACUUAUUACACACCAACAUUUUUUUUUAAUUAUCCUUAAAUAUUAGGUGAAAUUAAUACAUCUGUAUUAUUGAGUUUGUUUUCGAAUAUUCGCACAAAGCUACUCAAGGCCAAUCUGCGCUAACCGUCCUUAAUUUUGAACUGAAAGACCAGAGAAAAGACAGCUGGUGAAGAGCACCUAGCACUAACUCUUGAGCUACUUUGGAUUUCACUGUAAGUUUUAUGACGCAACCACGGCCUCAAAGUGCGGAACAUGAUUUUGCGACAUCAUUACGCGAACCGUUGACCCUCGAGUACAAAGGCCGGUUUUAUAAAAUAUGGUUCAUGAAUUUAUUAUUAUUAUUACUUUGUAAAUAGUCGUUUUAAAGAAAAGGGAUACAGAUUCAUCACCGAAAGUAGAUAUUAAAAAAAAGUUUAAAAUGUUUUAUGAUAAGGUCACGUAAUUUACUUUCCGCUACUACUAUGUAAUUAUUAUAGUUAUUCUUUAUAAGGAACAGUAACAAUUAAUUUAAUUCAGUCUUUAGGAGCUUUUUUUGUUUAUUUGUGUGCGCGUGUGUUUAGCGCCAAGCUACGUAAGGGUUAUCUGCGCUCUGUCCACCUUGGGAUAUCGAAUCCCGGAUUUUAGCGUUAUAAGUCCGUGAACUUACUGCUGACCCACCGGUGGACAUGAGGUUUUUAACUGAGGAAGUAGAGUAUGCCGUUAUCGGUGUAUAUGUUAGUAUGUGUAUGCUUCUUGUGCACUUUAAUUAACUUAUACAAGUGAUUAAUUAACUCUUUUUCGAUUAUUUUAAAAUAUUACAUUUCUUACUGUAAUUUGAAAAAAAAAAACACAGUUCGAUUUUAAUGAAUAUCGUUAACGUUUUAAUUUGUUUGAUUAAUGUAAGGUGCUGUCAUCUGACGCCUUUUUUUUAAUAAUUUAUAAUCAAAAACAUAUUCACAUAACUGAGGAUAAUCUUGAUUAUCACAAGUAAGUAUAUGAUUUUUGUGAGGACAUUUCUCAUGCACAGAUUGUUGGGAAAGUGGUUAUUUUUAAUCUGUUUUUGUUUUGUUUUUCUCUGAUACAUUUCCCUUUGUUCUGAAAAUAGGGAAGUACAUGAUACACUUACUAAAAUAGUACUAAAUAGUAAGAAACAUUCCGCACAAACCCAUUCGCCCUAGUCAUUCAAAUGAGGCUACAGAAUUAUUUAUCUAAAAUGUUAUUUUUACUUCUUGAACAUGAAGUCUGUGAAUAAUGUGAAUGAAAUAGAUAAACAGGUAUUUAAGGAUGAGCUAUUUAGGACCAUUGAAAUAUAGAAAAGAUCGUCGAUCAAAAACUAACACCAACUCCAACACAAUGUGUUCUGAAUAAAACAGUAGUUUCAUUUUUUGUAAGUGCAUCUUCAGUCUAAUAGAUCUGUGUGUAACUUUCUUCUAAAGAUUCUACAGAGCCAGAUGUACGAUGAAUUUUAUUUGAGAAAAUUAAUGGUGAUGCUUAAUUUUAAAUGUGAUAUAAACAUGUGUAUAAAUGUAAUCAGCAGUUAAGUAUUUCUAUUCGCUGUUGAAAGUGGUAAAUGUGAAGGUUUCUUUAGACGUAUAUUGUUUCGUUUGUUUAUUUGUGGAAAUGCUAUAAUGGGUAAGGUAUAGUGUGUUUGUGUGUCGUAUUUUGGCUGUGUUGAAUAAAUCCUUAAAAUUAC